CAAGGAAGAUAUGAGUGCUCUCCUCGCUGCUCUCAGCUCUCUCCUGCUCCUGUUCUGCUGCCACAUCUGCCUUAGCCAAGCAAAUCGUCCUGCUGCUCCUGUCAAUGUCUCUGUCAGUCACCUGAGAGCAAACUCAGCCACCGUAUCCUGGAAUGUCCAAGAGGGGGAGGCUGUAAUUGGCUACGCCAUCUCCCAGCAGAGACAAGAUGGCCUUAUGCAGCGCUUCAUCAGGGAAAUUAACACCACCAGUCGUGCUUGUGUGCUAUGGGACCUAGAUGAAAAUACAGACUAUAUUAUUCAGGUGCAAUCUAUCGGGCUGCAUGGGGAGAGCCAAGCCAGCAAGAGGGUUCAUUUUCGAACCCUUGAAAAAUCAGACCACUUCCAGUCUAACAUGGUGGCUCAAGGUGACCCCUCAGUAGAAGGUCUUGAUAUUUCCAGGCACCUUCAGACCGGAGAGAUGUUAAUCAUUAUGACUGUGCUACUAAUGUGGGCAGCGGUGAUUGCUCUCUUCUGUAGGCAGUACGAGAUCAUCAAAGACAAUGACUCAAACAACCACAGUAAGGAGAAGACCAAACCCCUCUCUGUGCACAGCACUCCUGAUUACCAUAAUGGAGGGCUUCUAGGGAAUAAGAGGACACCAUCAGCAGUUAGCAUCAUUAAGGUCUGACCAGCACAUCGAUGCAGGAACUGGUCGAUCUGCUCCUAGAGAGAUCCACUAACUCAUUGUUCAAUAGUAAUAACAUCCAGCUCUGUGUAAUACACUGUAUUUCUGUACUACAUUACAGUAUGAAAUAAGCAGUAGGACAAUGUAAAUGUAGUAGCAUAGCAGUAGAAGAAGAUUGAUACAAAUUAAACAUCAAUUACUGUUUGUUUAAUCAUGAUUAACAGGUUUAAUUUAUCAGUGAAAGAGGCAUAACAUAAUCAGUGUUAUGUCCUGGAAUAAAUAUUAAAUAUUGAAAUCUGUUCAUAAUGAACAAAUAUAAAUUGUCUUUAGUUCUGCUACCUAUCCUCUAUGCAUAUAAAAAAUAUGAAACCUGCAGUUAGUAGUAACUUUAAUUGUGCAGAAAUGAACUUAUUUCCAUAGCAUCCCAAAUAGGUUGAAAUAAGAUACAAUUUUAUUAUCUUUACCAAAAAAAGCUACUGACAUGUUACACUUUUACUACACUUCUGCACUGCCAACAAAAAUACCUUAAAAAGUAUAUUUCUCACAUAGUAUUACCUACUACUUGAUAUACAGUAUUACAACUUUAUAACACGUCUGCUACAGCAAUCUCCAGGUUUAUAGAUAUAACUUGAGCUCAGUCUUUUACGAGAAUAAAUCUAGAAAGCCCACCUCUUAAUGUUUAGCUGCACUGAAAAAUAGCAUUGUAUUUCUGUUCUUUUGGGUGGUAGUGUGUAACCAUAGUCCUACAUUAUAUUACAAAAUGUGUUGUAUCUAAUGAACAUAUGGACAACACAUUAGAGACACUGUUUUGAUAGUAUAUGUUUGUCAGUUGGAAAAUAACGUUACAUUUGGCAUUUUGAGAAUGUUAUUGAUAGAGGAAUAUAGUAGAAUCAUGUUUAAACUGUUACAGUAGGACACUAAGUCAGGAUGCUUUCAUUAUCCCAUAACAUACAGCAUUAUAAUACAUAAGAGAAUUCAAUCAACUGUUGGCAUAAACAUUUAUAAUUUUAUAUCUACAUAGUAGCCGACAUUACUGCAAAUGUGUCAAAUUUGGAUUACAUAAAAAAAAAAACAACAACUAUCAACUCUGAACUCUGCUUGCCUGUUUGAUUGUACUCUGAAUAAAAUACAAAUAUGUCUUAUGGUAUCCUACUAGUAAUUUACAUAUAUGCAUACACAAACAUCCAUCCAUCCAUACAUUUUCUGUAGUGCUUAUCCUACACAGAGUCGUGGGGGAGCCAGGAAUCUAUCCCAGGGAACUCGGGAACACCCUGGAUUGGGUGCAACCCAUCGCAGGGGACAUUCGCACACCCAUUCACACACUAUGGACGAUUUGGAAACAAUGCAUGUCUUUGAACUGGGAAGGAAACUGGAGUACUUGGAGGAAACCCCUGAGGCACGGGGAGAACAUGCAGGUUCUGUGCACACAGGGCUGAGGCAGGAAUCAAACCACCAACCCCUGUAGUGGGAGGCAAGCGUGCUAACCACUAAGCCAGCCAUUUACAAAAACAUUAAUUAUGAUAAUAAGUGUAAUUAUUAAUUGCUAAUUAUGAAUAAGCUUUUCUGUGCACAAAAGACUACAUGAACUUAAAUAUAGAACUGAAAAGAUAUAGCCAC
Molecule: messenger RNA, 2281 nt
Organism: Ictalurus furcatus (blue catfish)
Lineage: Eukaryota; Metazoa; Chordata; Actinopteri; Siluriformes; Ictaluridae
Gene: fndc4b
Product: fibronectin type III domain containing 4b
Exons: 6
Coding region: 11-667 (218 amino acids)
Molecular function (GO): protein binding
Source: RefSeq, a predicted model, not a curated record